AUGUCUUAAUUCAUCUGUUCUGGACUAGUCUACAAAUUAUUUGUGUUUGUUGAAAUGAUGCAAAAUGUAUUUAUUAUUGACUCUAAGUAGAUCUAUUUUGUAAUGCACCCUAUUUUAUAGUUUGAACUUGACAUUGUAUUUGUUCAAUAUUUUAGAUAAGUGAUUCAAUAUUCUUAAUUGACUUACAUUUUAGAUGCUAUGGAUUAAAAUUAAUCCAUCAUCUUACUUUACACAGCUUUUGGUUUAUAAAUCACCUUGCUUUUUUUAAUAGGACUUAGUGUGAAUUUUGUCAAACAGAAGAAAAAAAUAACAACAGUCACCUCUUAUUCUUUCAAAGCAAUUAGUUUUUAUGCAUUAAUUCUAAAUACAUUUUUGCAUGUUUGCUUCAUCAACAUUUUCUUAGUGUUUCUGAUUUGUUACCCAGAUUCCCAAUAUAGUUUAGGUGUUGAAUGCUAUUCAGGGGUUUAUAUACUUCACACAGUGAUGGCUGCAUUAGGAUUAUUUUUAUACGUUGUGAUUCAGUACUACUUUUCAACAUUUUAUAUUGAUUUGAAACCUUUUUCUGAUGUACCAUUUGCAUAACCUUAGAGUAGAUUUGAUUAUAUAAAGCUCUUAUUCAAAUUUGCAAUACUAUUGUUUAUCACAAUUGAUUAUAAGGCUGAAAAUCCUUAUACUUAUAUAAUAUUUGUCCUAAUAUUAUAUUUUGUAUUACUUAUGCUUAGAAUUUAUGAGCCUUAACAUUUUCAACUUGAUAUUUAUAACUUUUUGAUUGCUUGUGACGUCAUUCAAUUUAGUCUGGCUUUUGCAUACACACUUCACAAAUUUUUAGAUAAUGGAUCUUCUGAUACAGUGGGAUUUUACUUUAUCUUAGCAGCGAUCCCUUUUGUGUAUUACUGUGCUAUUUAGAUUGGUCAUAAAAAGAAUAAUUACUUUUAAGUUAAAGGCAUUAAAAAAUUAAGUGAUCCUAAUUAACAUGAAUAAUUGUAUAAUUAACUCAUCUACAUCAUAGAUAGAAGAGAUAAUCUCUAGAAUUAUUUAUUAUUAGAAGGAAUUUUAGUACAGCACAUGGAAACAUGCCAAAAUUAAAAUUGUUAAUGUUAAUAUUUAAGUGAAUCUAAAACAAAAGACUAAGAUGAAUUAGUAUGGUACAAGUUUAUUAUUUAAAUGAUCGAUCUAUCAAUUGCUAAAUUCCCAAAAAGUUGUAAAUUGCAUCUGCUUCAAUCAUAUAUUUAGAAUAGCAAACUAAACAACAAAUUCAAAAGUUAUUAUUCUCUUUAACAUAUUAAAUAAUUAGAAACCUCUUUGAGGGAAGAAUUUUAAGCAUAUAGAGAUUUACAUACACUUGAGGAGAUGAUGUAAGAAGAAGAUUAGAAAGCUGAAAUUAUUAUUGAUGUUCUUCAAGUUGUUAAGUUUUAAAAAUAUUAUGGAUAAUUCUAAAAUCUCUUAGAAGAAUCUGUUAAAAGACAUUAUGAAUUUUGGUGUGAGUUAUAAGAAAAUAAUCCAGACAUUUAAAAGCUAUUUAAUUUAGGGGGUCAAAUCACUUAAUCAGUUGAAGAUGUAAAGGAUCUAUAUGACAAAUUGAUGGAAAUUAACCCUAAUCAUAUUAAUACUUUGAGAAUCUUUGGUCAAUUUUAAAAUGAAGUAAUUAAUGCAGAUAGUUUGGGUAUAAGAAUCUUGGAAAAAGCAACUCAAAUAGAAAAUGCGUAAUAAGCAUAUUCAAAUGAAACAUAAACCGAAAAAUAUGGUGAGAACAGUAAUACUUGUAUUAUGACAUGUUCAGCUGAGACUAAAUCUUUGGGAUUGAUCCAGAGUUGUAACAAAGAAAUUGAGAAGUUAGGAUAUCACAAAUAUGAAUUAAUUAACUAAUUCAUUACUCGGGUGAUGCCUAAAUGUUAUGCAGAUAAUCAUGAUAAAUUUAUGUCGAAGUAUUUGGAAACAAAUGAAAGUAAAAUUGUUGGAAAGGAGAGAACAGUAUAUUGUCAACAUAAAAACGGAUCCAUUAUUCCAUGUUUAUUGAUGUUCAAAAUUCUACCAUAAUUGAAAAAAGGGUUAAGAAUGGUGAGUUUCUUUAAGGUAUUAGAGAACUUUGACUCAAAUCAUUAUAUCUUAUUUAAUCCAACAACUUUCUUGAUUUAUGGUUUGAGCCAGAAUUGCUAAGAUUCAUUUGGCAUACCAGUCAAUUUCUCUUAUGGCAAUAAUGCUCAUUCCAAUGAUUUUACAAUGGAAAUCUUGAUUCUUGAUUUUAAUCAUUUGGUUGAGAAAUUAAAGGUGUCACAAGAUAACAUUCAAACAGCAUUUCCUCUGUAAUUGGAUACAACAAAAUUAUAAAAAUAAUUUUUUAUGGAGGAUUCAGUUGAUAGAUUAUCUUUAAUGGAAGAGGGGGAAAUAAAUAAUAAUAAUAAUUAAUUGAAUUAGAAAGGAACAUCAGAAUAGCUGAAAUGCUUCAGUAAAAAAAGAAUGCCUUAUUGCAAAGCUGCUAGCAAAAUUAGUUUGUAGCAGUUGAGCAAACAAGCAAAUACACUGUAGCUUAGCAAGUAGGCUAUUUUAACAGUUUACAGAAGCUACUGCAUUUUAAGAAGCCUCAAAGAGUGGCAACUAUUAUUAGAGUGA
Paramecium tetraurelia is the source of this 2610-nucleotide messenger RNA. RefSeq lists its product as uncharacterized. The transcript is spliced from 3 exons. The record is from RefSeq and is a predicted model, not a curated record. Lineage: Eukaryota; Ciliophora; Oligohymenophorea; Peniculida; Parameciidae.